AUGGCCUCAGCCGCUCCCAUGCAGAACAUUCAGGAGAUCAGCACCUGCAUGCUGUGCUCAAAGUUAUUGGCUCAUUCAGUGAGCCUCGACUGUGGACACAACUACUGCGUCUUGUGUAUGAGUAUGUGCGUCUUUUCUACAAAGGAACCAUUGCCACAGAGGUUCCUGUGUCCCCAAUGUGAGUGCACAAUCCACAUAGACCUUCGGCAUCUCAGAAGAUUAUUUGAAGUCUUAAAGCAGAUGAUGGAGAUUGUGUUCAACGUAGACUGUGAGGCCCACGGGGAGCCGCUGCAGCACUUCUGUAAGGAUGACAAGCAGCUCAUCUGUCAGCGCUGUGAGCAGACACCGCAGCACCAGGCACACACCACAGUGCUGGUGGAGGACGCGUGCCAGGACUACAAGGAAAAGCUCCAGGAAGCUGUGGCAAAAUUAAAAGGCAUCCACACUGAAUGUAUGAAUCAGAAAACACACGUGACAACCCAGAUAACUGAGUGGCAGAAAGAGAUAGCUAUUUGGAAACAAAAAGUGAAGUUGGACUUUGAGACUCUCCACGCUUUUCUCCAUGAGGAGGAGAAGUUGUGGAUCUGGAGACUGGAGAAUGAAGAAGAGCAGAUGCUGAGGAGACUGCGGGAAUACGAGGCCGACCUGCAGUGGAAGAGCGAGGAAAUCAAGAGCCACAUCCAGGAGCUGGAGGCAAAGUGUCAGAGCUCAGCCCAGAAGCUGCUGCAGGAUGUGGAAGGCACCUUGAGCAGGGCUAGUGCUGUGAAGCUGGAAACUCCCGAGGUCCUUUCCUUGGAGGUCCAAACUGAGUGUGAUGUUGCUGAACUUUACUUGGAUGUGAAGGCGAUGUUAAGAUCCCAUCAAGUCAGUGUGACUCUGGACCCAGGUACAGCUCAUCCUGCCCUAACUCUAUCUGAGGAUGCGAGACACGUGUCCCAUGGAUCCAGCCAGCAGAACCUUACAGUUUCAUCCAGGAGAUUUACGACUUUCCCCUGUGUCCUGGGCUGUGAGGGCUUCAGCUCAGGAAGACACUACUUCGAAGUGGAUGUUGGAGAAGGAACAGCUUGGGAUGUGGGAGUCUGUAUGGAGAAUGUGCAGCGAGACCUUGGCAUGAAGCAGGAGCCCGAGAGUGGGUUCUGGGCCAUCAGGCUGUGCACAGGAAAUGGCUAUGUAGCCCUGACCUCUCCUCCUACUGCCCUUGAGCUGUGUGAACGACCCCUGGUGGUGGGGGUUGCUCUGGACUAUGAGGCUGGAGCUGUGUCCUUUUACAGCAUGACCUCUGGCUCCCACAUCUUCACCUUCCCCAAGGCUUCCUUCUCUGGUACUCUGCGGCCUUUUUUCCAAGUUUAUCAAAAUUCACCUUUGUUCCUGCCUUCAUGCAAUGAGUAAGCAAAGAAGGAAAAAAACCUCCCCGUUUUAAACUGACAGAAAAUGUAUAGAGCCCAUAAAGGCAGGAUUUUGAUCAGUUUUCUUUAUUAUUAAUACGUCAGUACCUAGAACAGGGCUGGACUUUUAGAAGGUAUUUAAGAAAUUGUUCUUGAAUUAAUGCCUAUGAGAACUGUAAGAAUACCAUAGAUGGCCAGCCUGAGUUGAGAGGGAUACACGAUUACAUGAUGAUCUGACAUCAUCCUCUGAAUCUCUCUUUAGUGGGUUCAGUUCUCUGAAUAUUGUUCAUGCUGGGUUGAUGAUUUGUGUGACCUUAAAGCAAAGAUAUUUGUAUGCUUUCACCUUCCUUUUGAGCUGUUUGGACUAGUGUGUGGGAAUGAAAGAAAGCCUCUCCAGGAAAGACCAGUGGCUUCCCGAGCAUAGACAUGUUGAUUAAUAAUGUCCAGUGCAGAGGCUGGCCAGAUAGCUUAGCAGACUA
This is a messenger RNA of Octodon degus (degu), 1864 nucleotides long. RefSeq names its product E3 ubiquitin-protein ligase TRIM38-like. The record is from RefSeq and is a predicted model, not a curated record. The transcript is spliced from 6 exons. Gene Ontology annotation, molecular function: protein binding; zinc ion binding. Bases 1 to 1389 code for a protein of 462 amino acids. NCBI's taxonomy places the organism in Eukaryota, Metazoa, Chordata, Mammalia, Rodentia, Octodontidae.